AUGUCUUCAUUUAUGCCUGCAAUUUCAUCGGAAGAAGUCUAUCUUGCUCCUGAUGCGAUUAUUAAAGCCUUUAGUUUUACUUUUGUAGUUUAUGAAAAAGGAAAUACGUUAUCCUUCAUAUUUGCACUGUGUGCUCUUGUUCCGAUAUUUAUUGUGGUCGCCAUGGCUGUUUCGUUUUUUAUUAACAGGGAAUAUCAAUCGUUAUUUGUAAUACUAGGAAUUUUGGCCAAUGAAAUAGUGAAUGAUUUUUUGAAACAUCAAUUUGCACAGGAUCGACCACCAAAUUUAUUGGUAGCAAAAUUUAGGAAUGUGGAUCCAACUACUGCUACUGAGUUAGUGGAACAUUUUGGAAUGCCUUCUUCACACUCACAAUUUAUGUUUUUCUUUGCUUGUACAGUUUUGUGCUGGUUUAAAGUGAGGUCGCAACUGUGGAAGAAUGUGACAUUUUUGAGUUUAUUUGGAUUAGCAUCUAUAGUUGCUUAUUCACGAGUGGCAUUGCAUUACCACACAGUUUACCAAGUAUUGGCAGGAAGUUUUGUUGGUCUUGUGACUGGAAACUUGUGGAAAUUAUUCAUUAUCAACGUGUUGGAGCCAAAGGUUAUCCCUUUUCUGGAUUCGUUUAGCUUUUUGAGGGACUUUUUGUGCUUGCAUUCGAACGAAAAUAUUGAAUCAACAGUUGAAUUUCAAGCAUUAUCUGCACGGAGGCUUGACAAGAAAAAUAAAUAA
This is a messenger RNA of Naegleria lovaniensis, 726 nucleotides long. RefSeq lists its product as uncharacterized. The transcript has a single exon. Gene Ontology annotation, molecular function: sphingosine-1-phosphate phosphatase activity. Lineage: Eukaryota; Heterolobosea; Eutetramitea; Acrasida; Naegleriidae. The record is from RefSeq and is a predicted model, not a curated record. The coding region runs from base 1 to 726 and encodes 241 amino acids.